Molecule: messenger RNA, 1236 nt
Organism: Clonostachys solani
Lineage: Eukaryota; Fungi; Ascomycota; Sordariomycetes; Hypocreales; Bionectriaceae
Source: the annotation of a GenBank genome assembly
GUGCCUACUAUGCCACCAACUACCAGUCAGCCCAAGACUGGAAAUUCUGUGCCUCAAAUUAGGCAGCUUCUCUCAGAUCUUCAUCAAGGCUCGCGGGCGCCAGAACGGGAGCUUUUCGCAGACAGCCUCCGGGUAUUUAGUCGAGAAUUCGUCACCAAGGAUGGAACACGCGCUCAAGCUCUGAACCAAUGGUCCUCUUCUGUGCAUCAGUCCGGUCUCGAAGAAAUGGCUACCUCUUUCCUGUCGAAAUUUGGCUCAACAUUUUGGCCUUGUGAUCCGACGAUGCCCAGUCACAAUCAGCUCUUGGUUUGGCCGGUGCAUGAACAAAGGCUCAAGGAUGUUCUGAAGCAACUGUUUUACCGAAAAAAUGCGCAUCUGAUAAAGAACACGAAAAGAAAGACCAGGUUGAUGAGAGGAUCGGGAUUCUGGAACGCAUCAUCGGGUGAAGAGCCAAGCUCACACAUGAUUGCGGAAUCUGGAUGUAUUGACCGACAGCGACAAAACAUCCCAGGAGGCAAUGUUUCCAUCAAAAGUGAAAUGGACAAUUAUGACCCAGAGGAAUCCUCGGAGCAACACUCGGAGGCGGACCUUAUCAUAGAAGAGUUCCCCUAUCCCUCAGACUUAGGGACGGAAGUCGCGCAGACAAGACCCAGCAAUUUCUCUUCAAUCCAGCAUGUGGAGGAGAUGGAAACGCAUGAAGAAGAAGACGAAACCUCCUGUCCCGAUUCCGAAAGUGUAAUCAGCGCAGAUUUAGUCGGCGACGACGACGACUACAACCUAGCCUCUUCAGCGUCCAUAAUGAGCGAGUCAGAGUCUUCUCGGCAUUCACCGACGCCCAAGCAGCCUCCAUCGAGACCUGAUGUAGUUUUUCGGCUCAUCGAGUCACGAACUCCAUUUUACGAAGGAUCGCAAUGGUACCCCAUGGGCAACUUUAGUGACAAGACUUUGUCUCAGCUCAAGGAAGAACUGCCUCUGCCAUUCGUCAGCAAAGCGAAAUACUUCGGGUUCACCUUGACCGGGCCUCAGUUUCUGAUGAGGUCAGUGAUCGACAAUACAGACGAGCACAAGUUCCGCGCUACAAAAGUGAAUUUUGGUAGCCUAAUUGGGAAGUGUUUUCUAUCUCAUACAGACUGGGAGAAACCACCAGUCUUCAUUAUAGAGAUUCAAAGAUACGAAUCUCAGGAGAGUGCCGAGCAUGUCGGCCAAGGAGUUUCGGCUGUUACUAUAGACUUUUAA